Molecule: messenger RNA, 1586 nt
Organism: Sesamum indicum (sesame)
Lineage: Eukaryota; Viridiplantae; Streptophyta; Magnoliopsida; Lamiales; Pedaliaceae
Product: putative F-box protein At4g22030
Source: RefSeq, a predicted model, not a curated record
AACACUUGUGCACCAUGCAAGAUUCUUGUCUCCCAUCAAUCCUUACUCUCCACUUCAAUACCUUCUUACAAGAUAAACAGAAAUCACAAGCAACAAACUCUGCGCCAUCCGGAAGAAAAAUGGCAACCUUAAAACCAUCCAGCUUGUUCUUGAAUUCUUCCAUUUCUUCUUCCUCCAAUUCAAAGCAAAGAGGAAUCAUUAGGGCUACCAUCAAUAUCCCGAAUCGGGUCAACAAUAUUUCUCUUCCGGGACUUCAAACAAGAGGAUUAAUGGCGGAGCAACUGCAGGAUCAGUUGCACAAAUGCACGGACAUACCGCUUAGUCCUGUCUAUGUUGAGACGGUUACAAGAAAUGAGAGAAAUGGGCCCGAUUCAUUGGUUGUGGAGAAGCUUUACGCGAUCUUGGAGGCGGUUGCAGAUAGAGUUGAGAUGCACAAUAAUAUUGGUGAUCAAAGAACCAACUGGAAUAGCCUUCUAUUAACAUCUAUCAACGCUCUCACUCUCGCUGCCGCCACCAUGGCGGGCAUUGCCGCCAUCAGCGCCGGUGCUCCUGCGGUGGCGAUAAAGCUUUCUUCCACACUCAUGUACGUGGCGGCUACCGGGAUGCUUUCGGUUGUGAAUAAAAUCCAACCAUCUCAGCUUGCCGAAGAACAAAGAAACGCUGCAAGAUUGUUCAAGCAGCUCCAGUGUCAAAUUGAGACCACUCUAUCCAUUGGAAAUCCCACUGCAUUUGAUGUUAAGGAAAUGAUGGACAAAGUCUUGGCUCUCGAUAAGGCGUAUCCACUUCCUCUCCUCGGGGCGAUGCUCCAAAAGUUUCCGGCUACUGUGGAACCCGCUGUGUGGUGGCCGGAGCAGAGAAGAAAACAGCCCAGAACAGGAAAUGAUCAAUCUUACAAUGGCUGGGACGGGAAAUUGGAGGAGGAAAUGAGAGAAAUAAUUAACGUGAUAAGAAGAAAGGAUGAGGAAGAUUACUUGAGGUUGGGAGGAAAAGCACUAAAACUGAACAAAAUUCUGGCCGUAAGUGGCCCCGUGCUGACGGGUUUGGCAGCCGUAGGGUCCGCGCUUGUGGGCUCGCCUUCUCACGGCAGCUGGGCUGUGGUGUUGGGGGUUGUAGGCGGCGCGUUGGCUAGUGUGGUGAACUCUUUUGAGCACGGCGGGCAAGUGGGGAUGGUGUUUGAAAUGUACAGGAGCAAUGCCGGAUUCUUUAAGCAGAUGGAAGAGUCGAUUGAAUCAAACUUGGAGGAGGAGGAUUUGGAAAGAAGGGAGAACGGACAAGUGUUUGAAAUGAAGGUUGGUUUGCAGUUGGGAAGGAGUUUAUCUCAGCUGCGAGAAAUGGCGGCGGCUUCUUCUGUUAAAGGGGAAGACAUGGACGAGUUUGCGAGCAAGCUUUUCUAGAUCAGUUCAUUUGUGUCCAUGGAGUAGUUGCAGUAAACAUUUUUUUGUGGUUACAUUAUUAAAUGUAAAGCUAACGUAGUUUUAUGUAAAUUUAGGGCAUACCAAAUUCAUUCUUUUAUUACUUUUUAAUUUGUACAUCAUACAUUUUCACAAGUAAAUGCUAUGUUCCUGUUUUCUUAGAUUACCGGUGCG